AUGGUUAUAGUUUUUCAGAUAGGCUGUACCGGUUAUUGUUUCGGUGGGCUGACUUGCUUGGAUCUGGCACGAUUCGAUGUAGGUUUGCAGGCGGCAGUCUCAUUCCACGGAACAUUGACCAACUAUCCAGGAAACAAUACCUCUAUCGGAGCCUCAGUUCAAGCACAUCACGGCGACAUUGACCCACAUACUACCAAUCAAAAUGCCGCUGAAUUCCUCGAUGAAAUGAGAGCAAGACAAGCUGAUUGGCAUUUCACCUCGUAUGCCGAUGCUCAACAUGCAUUCACCGUACCAUGGGCAGCCAACUGGGGAAUCCCUGGGGCCGCAUACAAUGAGAAAGCCGAUAAACGAGCGCACAGAGCCAUGGAAGGAUUUCUUGCAGAGAAACUACUCAAUUAG
Cylicostephanus goldi is the source of this 399-nucleotide messenger RNA. The record is from the annotation of a GenBank genome assembly. Lineage: Eukaryota; Metazoa; Nematoda; Chromadorea; Rhabditida; Strongylidae.